AUGCCGGGCAUGUACGCUACCGUGGGCUUUCCCGUGCAGCGGCAAAGUAAAAGUGUAUACGUUCCCAAAUCGGCGGUGGUCGUCUCCAUGGAAGGCAGCUACGUCAUAACGGUGGUAAAGGGGAAAACGCAUUGGGUAACGGUACAAACGGGUAAUGAGGCAAACGAUCAGAUUGAAGUGAUUGGUGACCUUAAACCCACUGAUGUGGUCCUGCUGAAAGGAUCGGAUGAUAUUCGUGAUAAUACCGAGAUUAAAACAGUGACCGAACCUAUUGUCGCGCGACAUUAA
Messenger RNA from Ostertagia ostertagi, 288 nucleotides. The record is from the annotation of a GenBank genome assembly. Lineage: Eukaryota; Metazoa; Nematoda; Chromadorea; Rhabditida; Trichostrongylidae.